AUGGCAGCUCGAAUCCCGUCGUUUGUGAGGAAGAAAAUAUCCGUCAAGCUCGACAAGAGCGAAAAAAGCGUCUCCGGCUCCUCCUCCCCCGGCGGACCACAGCCAGACAACGACGUCUACACAACGUCCAGCAAGAUCAAAUGUUCCGAGUGUGGGAACGAGGACUACUUCGAAUACGUCAACAGCGAAGAGGACGCCAACUGCAAGGAGUGCAGGCAUAAGAAGUGCGACGACUGCAAGAUAGUCUAG
Hypoxylon fragiforme is the source of this 249-nucleotide messenger RNA. RefSeq lists its product as uncharacterized. The coding region runs from base 1 to 249 and encodes 82 amino acids. Lineage: Eukaryota; Fungi; Ascomycota; Sordariomycetes; Xylariales; Hypoxylaceae. The transcript is spliced from 2 exons. The record is from RefSeq and is a predicted model, not a curated record.